AUGCCUAAGGAGAAGUCCACCCGCAAGGCCCCCGAGAAGCGCCAGCAGCGCCGCAAGAAGGACCCCAACGCCCCCAAGCGUGGUCUUUCCGCUUACAUGUUCUUCGCCAAUGACAACCGCGACAAGGUCCGCGAGGAGAACCCCGGUAUCAGCUUCGGCCAGGUCGGCAAGCAGCUUGGUGACAAGUGGAAGGCUCUGAGCGAGACCGACCGCAAGCCUUACGAUGAGAAGGCCGCCAAGGACAAGAAGCGUUACGAAGAGGAGAAGGCAGCUUACCUCGCCAAGGGCGAUGAUGACGAGGAGGAAGAAUCCUCUUAA
This is a messenger RNA of Penicillium brevicompactum, 318 nucleotides long. It is a transcript of the gene nhp6, whose product is annotated as high-mobility group nucleosome-binding protein. The record is from RefSeq and is a predicted model, not a curated record. Lineage: Eukaryota; Fungi; Ascomycota; Eurotiomycetes; Eurotiales; Aspergillaceae. The transcript has 3 exons. The coding region runs from base 1 to 318 and encodes 105 amino acids.